Messenger RNA from Belonocnema kinseyi, 2755 nucleotides. It is a transcript of the gene Cog3, whose product is annotated as conserved oligomeric Golgi complex subunit 3. Lineage: Eukaryota; Metazoa; Arthropoda; Insecta; Hymenoptera; Cynipidae. Gene Ontology annotation, biological process: intracellular protein transport; intra-Golgi vesicle-mediated transport; Golgi organization. Gene Ontology annotation, cellular component: cis-Golgi network; COG complex; membrane. Bases 113 to 2587 code for a protein of 824 amino acids. The record is from RefSeq and is a predicted model, not a curated record. The transcript has 3 exons.
GAUGGAUGUCAUAACCUCAAUCAAUCUGUCAAGUAAAGUGUCAUUUGUGCCGUUUCUGCCGAAUUAUUUUUCCCUUUGAUAUUUUAAUUUUAUUUCGCACAAAUGAGCGAAAAUGAGCGGCUCCAAGAUUGUUACCGAUAAUCUAAUUAAGUGGGACGAUUCGUCAAAUAACGCAUUAGCACCACUGACGAUAAAUCAAAAAGAAUGGUUACAAAGUUUAGAGGAACAAAUAUCUUCUUCAGAGACUGUUAAUUUUGACAAAUCGGUGGAGGAAUCUUCUUCGGAAAUAAAAAGUGAUUUAAUCGGAGCUGUAGAGAGAAUCGAGACCUAUCAAGAAUUAUUGCAAUGCUAUACAGGGUUGGAAGAAAGGUACGUUUUUGCAGAAGAUGCAAAAUUCAUGAUGUACCUCGACCAAUUAACUCAUCGUCGAGAGGAGUGUCAGAAUCUCCAUUCCCAGAUAGGAAAAUCUCUCGACGAUUUUGCGACUCUUUCAAAGCAAUACGGCAUCGUCUCGGGCAAAACAAUUUCCCUCUACGAUGCAAGCGAGCAAUUGAUCGCCGAUCAGGAAAAACUGAACACCCUGACAAGCAGCGUAGCCGAAUAUAUCAAAUACUUCAAGGAAGUAGAUUUCAUCAUGGACAAACUGGAAGCCCCUUCUCUUUCCAUAAACAGUGAAACCUUCUUCAAUCUCGUGAGUAAAAUCGAUGCCAACCUGGAUUUCAUGCAGAACAAUCCAACCUUCAAGGAAAGUGCGACAUAUUCCGUGAAAUAUCGUCACUGCCAAUCCAAGGCGAUAACACUCAUGACAAACUAUAUUUUCAAAUCCCUAACGAAAGCCACCGAGAGUAUUCUAAAUUCGAAAACCGGAGGCUUGGACGAAAACUCUGACGCGACUUUGGCCCUCUUCUACGGCAGAUUCCAAACAACUCUUCCCAAAGUCAAACCAGUGCUCGAUCGGAUUGAGGCGAUGUCCUAUAAACGACAAGAGUUCGAUUCUCUCUUGUCAGAGUGUCAUCAGCACUAUUUGAGUCAGCGGGGAUUGGUUCUCGGACCAAGUGUUCAGAAGGCUCUGCAGUCCGUGAAGGAAAAAUAUAAUGGCGAUCAUUGCAGCCUCGUGAGACACUCAUGCGCCUUGCUUCUUCACGCCUCCAUUGAUGAGCACCGACUCUUUUACCAGUUCUUUUCCAAGUUCUCACCAAGUUUAACCGCCUAUUUGGAAGGCCUCUGCACCUCGCUCUAUGACACUCUGCGGCCCUUUAUCAUCCACAUCAACCAUUUGGAGACCCUGGCGGAAAUAUGCUGCAUUCUGAGAAUCGAAAUGCUGGACGAGCAUGUCCAGAAUAAUAUGGAGCCUCUCCAGGGAUUUGGCAAUAUCUGUCUGCAGCUUUUGCACGAUGUGCAGGAGAGACUCGUCUUCCGGGCGCACUUGUACCUGCAGACGGAUGUGAUGGGUUAUCGACCCUCGCCUGGGGAUUUGUCCUAUCCGGAGAAAUUGAAAAUGAUGGAGGAGAUUGCUCAGUCGAUUCGCGAUGAAACGAGGCAGAUUAAACUGAAGAGGAUAUCGGUCUCGUCGAUGGAGAGCAAUGCCUCGGAGCCGAUUUCGAGAAACCAUUUGACGAUGGAUCCUUUGUGUCAGAGAGCGAAUAUGGGCAAUUCGCCGGCUGAUCUUCAUGGCAUGUGGUAUCCGACUGUCAGGAGGACUCUGGUUUGCUUGUCGAGGUUGUAUCGGUGCGUUGACAGGCCGGUUUUUCAGUCAUUGAGCCAGGAAGCUAUUACACUUUGUGUUCAGAGUAUUGAGGAAGCGAAGCAGCUGAUUCAAGCGAGGGCGACUCAGCUGGAUGCUGAGCUUUUUCAAAUCAAGCAUCUCCUGAUUUUGAGAGAGCAGAUUGCACCUUUUCAGGUGGACUUCACGGUGAAAGAGUACAGCUUGGACUUUUCAAAAGUAAAAACAGCAGCAUUCCAUUUGCUGGAGAAGCGCUCUCGGCUGUUUACACUCUCAAACAACGCACUUUUGGAAUUUCUCCUCGAAGGUGCUCCCCAGAUGAAGGAACAUUUGAUUGAUUCUCGAAAACACGUCGAUGCCAAGCUGAAAUCCACUUGUCAGAGACUGAUCCAGUAUUCCACGAACUUGCUGAUAGAACCAGUUCUGAAAUUAUUAGAAAAGGCAAAAUCUUGCGUCCAGCAGGAAAAUGCGAGUCCCAAUCAAAAUCAGGAAUUGGGUCCUGCUCAAGAUGUUUCGGCUGCAGUUAGCGAAGCUUUGCGUUCGAUAAAAUUUAAGCUUCCGGGUCUCCAACAGUCGAUGCAACUCUAUCUAGCGAAUAGAGAAACCGAAUGCAUUUUAUUUAGACCUAUUAAAAAUAAUAUCGUCGCUGCUUUCACCCAAUUGUUGCAGAUUUUAAACACUUGCUACGAUUACGAAAAUCUAUUGCUGAUCGCUUGUCCUCUUCCGGAACAGGUUUCAGUGAUGUUGAGUUCAUCAAGUCUUUCCCAAGGAAAAAUGUUGGAUGAGGUGCAGAAAACACAGGCGCCGGAAACCCCAAAGUCCGAAGAUCCUGCUGACAUUUCUACGGACAAAACGCAAACGUGAGAGCUUACCAGAAAAUUUUUGUAAAUAGUGUUCUUAAAUUGCGUAUGAUAGGAAUAUUUUUUAAUUUUUACUGUAAAUCAAUCCAGUGUAAAUAUGAGUUUAGUGUACAGUUUGAGGUGUAGGUGAUAAUUUAUACAGAAGAGAAAAUAUAAGAGAAUCUAGAAAAAA